CAAAUUUUAAAGUUUUAUUUUUCGUUGUUUGUUGAUUCGAUUUAUUCAAUAACGACAACAAUAUUAAUUAUAAAAAAUGCCAUCUCGAGCAGAGAAUAUUCUUACUGGAUUUAAAUUGAAUUGGAUGAAUCUACGUGAUGCCGAUAGUGGUGAUAUAUUCUGGGAAGGCAAUACUGAUUUAUCGAAACCGGAUAAAGAACAUGAAGCUCGCGUACCGAAAUCCAUAUUGAAAUGUCGUGCUGUAUCACGGGAAAUAAAUUUUACAUCAGCUGAACCGAUUGAAAAAUUUCGUCUAGAACAACGUGUAUUCUUUAAAGGACGAUGUCUUGAAGAAUGGUUUUUCGAAUUUGGCUAUGUAAUGGCUAAUUCAACGAAUACAUGGCAAUCAUUGAUUGAAGCCGCACCUGAAUCACAAAUGAUGCCCGCAAAUGUUCUUAAUGGUAAUGUAAUAAUUGAAACCAAAUUCUAUGAUGAUGAUCUAUUGGUAUCGACUACACGUGUACGUUUAUAUUACAUCUAAUAAUCUAAAAAUAAUUGACACAACCAGGACAUCGUUAUGAGCCACAAACAAAUUGUUCUUCCUCUAUUUAUCGAUCAAAACAAUAUCCGAAUACUAAUCCAUUUUAAAUUGUCAUGUUACAAGAGCAAUGAAAUUUCCUUUAUUGUUGAAAACAACAUCCACAUUCUCUUCCCUAUCACUUACAAACACACACACACAAACACAGCCAGUCAGUAUUAAUCAUUCAUCGAUUGUCAUACUUUUAAAUUACAAAAUAUUGAAUAUUGA
Dermatophagoides farinae (American house dust mite) is the source of this 787-nucleotide messenger RNA. RefSeq names its product Prenyl-binding protein (gene PrBP). NCBI's taxonomy places the organism in Eukaryota, Metazoa, Arthropoda, Arachnida, Sarcoptiformes, Pyroglyphidae. Gene Ontology annotation, cellular component: cytoplasm. Gene Ontology annotation, biological process: sensory perception of light stimulus. The record is from RefSeq and is a predicted model, not a curated record.